CAGCCUGCAUGGGGAUGAUCAUUGCUUGGACAUUGAAAUGGAGGAAUUCAAGCUAAUUGAUGAACUAGAUGCUACUGACGAAAGCGAUGGCUACAUCACUUUGGACGAGUGGAACGCGUCAGAUGACGACUCAACUGAGGAUGCUGAGGCUAUGGAUUCCUCUAUGGAAUCCUCAACAUCUAGUGAUUCUGAGGUUGAGCACCUGGGUACAUGCACUCCUGUCGUUGAACAACCAUCGCAAUAUGAUUAUUUGAGGUGCCUGUAUUGUUCGUACACCUGUUCUACUGAGGAUAUGCUGAGGGGGCAUUUCCGUCAGCAUUCUACCCUAAGCCAUCCUAUUAGGGAGUGCAAAUUAGAUGGGUGUCCCUUUUCAACAUCCUCAGUCUUUGCUCUUGUGUACCACUUUCACCAGGUACACAAGGCCUUGGUGUGUGAUGAUUUGGUAUUUAGGUCUUAUGAAUAUUGUGGCGCUGAGUUUUUAUCCCUCAGCGCUUUUCAUGCUCAUGUCGGUGAGCAUUUUUUCAAGAGUGAGGCACUAGCUGCACUGCUUAGUGGGUCUCGCCCUCGUAGAUACCGGUGUUCUUAUUGUAAUAAGGGGUAUUCUUAUGCCAAAUCUUUUCUGAGACACCGGGGGGUGUGCGCUCAUACCAAUCUGGUGCUUAUCAACGCUCUCCACGUGUGUUAUGAGUGUCGUGCCCCAUUUCUAACGGGGGAGGAGUUUAUGGCUCAUCGGCAUUAGUAAUUCUCCUUAUAUUGUAGUUUUCUUUUUGAGGUAUAGUUUUUGGCUAUAUUUUAGUUUGGACUAGGGGUAUAUUUUCUAGUUAUUAUUUUUUCUUCAAUGGAUUUACAAUAUCGUCUCUAGUAAUAA
Frankliniella occidentalis (western flower thrips) is the source of this 868-nucleotide messenger RNA. RefSeq names its product zinc finger protein 57-like. The coding region runs from base 38 to 739 and encodes 233 amino acids. The transcript has 3 exons. The record is from RefSeq and is a predicted model, not a curated record. Lineage: Eukaryota; Metazoa; Arthropoda; Insecta; Thysanoptera; Thripidae.